Messenger RNA from Aspergillus nidulans FGSC A4, 1257 nucleotides. Its product is annotated as DUF3500 domain-containing protein. The transcript is spliced from 2 exons. The record is from RefSeq and is a predicted model, not a curated record. The coding region runs from base 1 to 1257 and encodes 418 amino acids. NCBI's taxonomy places the organism in Eukaryota, Fungi, Ascomycota, Eurotiomycetes, Eurotiales, Aspergillaceae.
AUGAGUUACCACCAGUAUCUCCCUGAUCUAAGUCUUCCGCGCUUCCAGGUGAUGCGCAAUCAGGAUGCGCACGAGUACGCGGAGGCCUUCAAGAAGGGCCGAAACCCGCCCUGGCUACACGCCCUCUACACGCACUGGAAAGAUCUUGCCCAGGAGCCUUUCAAGGGGGUGACAACUGACGGAAACGUCCGCCCCAACCUCUUCACUCUCCAGGACGAACAAGUCCCCAUCGACACCAUCGUCUCAGCAACAAAGCACCUCUUCUCUCUUCUUUCACCAGACCAGCAACAGACACUCAGCUAUCACAUCGACUCCCCCGAAUGGCGCACGUGGUCGAACCCCGAGUUCCUCCUCAGCCACAAAGGCCUGCGCCUCGACGAAGUCAACCCUGAAAUCCGCGAUGCCAUAUUGGCUGUCUUACAGGCAACCCUCUCCCCAGAAGGUUAUGAUAAGGCGAUAAAGGCGAUGCGGAUAAAUCACUUCCUCGGUGAGCUCGUGGAAUCCCCGCGCGUCAUGAACGAGUACUCCUACAAUUUUGUCCUCUUCGGGAACCCCUCAACCACAAGACCCUGGGGCUGGUCUUUCUACGGCCACCAUCUGUGCCUGAAUAUCUUCCUGUAUAAGAGCCAGAUAGUCGCGUCGCCGUGGUUUACCGGCGCCGAGCCGAAUCUGAUUGACUCAGGCCCGUACAGCGGAACCCGCAUUCUGCACGUCGAGGAAACGCUCGGUCUUAAGCUCAUGCAGUCCCUGCCCCCGCACAUUCAAAGGAAGGCGCAGACCUACGCGCUCAUGAAAGACCCCGCCAUGCCGCCGGGCCGCUGGAACCGCGACGACCAGCGCCACGUCUGCGGCGCCUACCGCGACAACCGGAUCGUGCCGAACGAGGGUGUUCCUGUCACACUAUUCACCGAAGACCAAAAAGCCACUCUCUACGAGAUCCUAAAUCAGUACCUUCUAUAUCUCCCCACAUACGCACGUGCCCUGCGAAUCGCCCAUAUCAAGCAGUAUGAGUCUGAGACGUAUUUCUCAUGGAUCGGCGGGUAUGGAGACCACGACCCGUUCUACUUUCGCAUCCAGUCGCCUGUUAUCCUGGUGGAGUUUGAUCAUCAUUCGGGCGUGUUUUUGAAUAAUGAGGAGCCUAAGAAAUUCCAUAUUCAUACUUUGCUGAGGACACCGAAUGGGGGCGAUUAUGGGUUUGCAUUGAGGCCGUUGGUGCCGCCGAUUGAAGAUGCGAAUGGGAAAGAGAUCUCUUGGUAA